GAUGAUCGAUCCAGCUGUGUUAUGUGGUCACGCCCACUCACGCUGAUGCGAGUAUAGAUUCCUGUCGAGCUGUCUACUCUCUGGGGCUUUGAUUACUGAUUUUUACGCCUAGUGUUAUCUUUUUCAUUCUUACAACAAUACAAGAUUGCGUCUCGACAAUGAUUUCAAGGCACAUCAGAAAACUAGGGGCUCAAAUGAUCCCAUCUGCCUCAAAAACGGUUCAACAACAAUUGACCCAGUCCCUGUCCACGCACCAUCCCGUGUGUAUGCGGGCAUCUACCGGCGUGGGAAAAUUCAACGAACCGCUGUCUGGAAUGGAGAUGCCGCGGGCUGGUGGAAUAGCCACAAUGAUGAGACUCCCAUAUCAAAAUACAUCUGAAGGACUGGAUGCCUGUUUUGUUGGGAUUCCGCUGGAUAUUGGAACAUCAAAUAAAUCAGGAACCAGGUUCGGACCAAGACAGAUCCGCACAGAGUCGGUUCUUUUGAGAAACAACAACAGCAUUGGUGCUGCCCCGUUUGAGUCACUUCAGGUCGCCGACAUCGGGGACGUCACUCUUAACCUGUAUGACCUUAAGAAAUCUUGUGAGAUGAUACGAGAGCAGUAUGCCACCAUCAUUGCCAACGGAUGUAAACCGUUAACUCUAGGAGGGGACCACACCCUGACAUAUCCCAUCCUUCAAGCAAUUAAGGAUAAAUACGGUCCCGUAGGUCUGGUUCACGUCGACGCCCACGCUGAUGUGAGCGACACCAUGCUCGGUGAGAAGAUAGCCCAUGGUACCCCGUUCCGCCGGGCUGUAGAGGAUGGUUGCUUGGAUUGCAAGAGAGUCGUUCAGAUUGGUCUCAGGGGAACACAGUAUAGCGUAGAACCUGGACAAAAAUCCUUCAAUGAAGAAGUGGGCUUCCGGAUCGUGCCUGUCGAAGAGUGCUGGCACAAGUCGAUGUCUCCACUGAUGGAGGAAGUCAGAGGCAUGAUGGGAGAUGGACCGGUCUAUCUCUCGUUUGAUAUAGAUGGUAUAGACCCGGGACUAUGUCCAGGAACAGGUACUCCUGAGAUUGGUGGUCUGACGUCUAUUCAAGCGUUAGAGAUCAUCAGAGGAUGUAGAGGGCUCAAUCUUGUCGGCGGUGACCUUGUUGAGGUUUCCCCUCCAUAUGACGACACUGGUAUAACAGCUUAUACAGGAGCUCAUCUGUUGUUUGAGAUGCUAUGUGUUCUGCCUGGAGUUCGAUAUCUUUAGUGCGAAGUCAUCUGUGAGGUGGGUUCAAGUUCACUGAAGGAAGAUGACUUUGAUACUCCUUGCGUGUAAUCAUAGUCUUCUGAAUAAAACUUUGCAAUGACACGCAACUAAAACACUCAGUCAAAAAUGUGCCUUGUAUAUUUGAAAGCAGCUUUAGUUUUCAAAUUUUAAAAUGAAAUUGCAAAGCAAAAUUUAGAUUUCAAGUUGAAAUUCUGUCUCAAAUUCCAUUAAUAUGGAAUUAUAUUUUUUUUAUAAAGAGAAAAGGUAAAUAUUUUUAUAACACAAAAGUUUAUUUCAGUAUAUUCUGAUUUAAUCAAAUAUAUUUAUGGAAUAAAUUGUAUGUACAAAAAAGCUAAUUUCAUUGCUAUAUUGCACUGAGAGAAAUCAUGUCGAACAUGCAGCCUGGACAUUCCUUAAUCAUAGGUUACGUGAAAGUUAAAGGGAUGCAUCACAUUUUCUUUUCUCUCAAUUCACCAUUUCCUUUAUGGCCAUACACACUAGAGGGGAUGUGGGCAGGGGGAAUUGCCCCCCCCCCCCUGAAAUUUUGAAAAUUUAUAUUUUUCUACUGAAAAUUUUCACAAAACCCACCAAAAUUGCACACAAAUUCCUGUAAUUCAUUUCUGGGAAUGUGAAGUGCCCAGAUUACAAGCUUGGUUGCUUUUCUCCCUCACUUUCAAGUUUCUUCAAAAUUUCAAACGCAUCUCCAUCCCCCACCACCCCGGAAAAAUUCUAUGUACGGCCAUGUUUGCUUUAUAUUAAAGGGCAAGUCUGAACUUAAAACUGCAUACAUAAUAGUAGAAAAAUAUUAAAUCAAAAUUGCUAGAUCUGUGCAGUUCUAUUUGCUUAAUAUAAGCCUGUAAAAAUUUCGGCAUUGUGCCAUUGGACAUAUGAUAAAUGUACUACAUUUUCUGCACCAAUAUUUUUUGUUACAGACUUACCCUUUUAUGAAGUAUACAAUAGCUUGCCAUGUGGUAAUAAUAAUAAUAAUAAUAAUAGUGAUAUUUUAUUUAGCGCGCACACCGUCCAGAGACGCUCAUGGCGCUAGGCCAGCAACAGUUCCUUUAGAUAACAAAUAUUAUAUACACGUACAUUACAAACAGCUCCGUAGAUAUAAAUAGAAAUCUUGAGUCACUACAAGUAUCAUCCUGGAAAUUCCCAGCUACAUCCUGGUGGGGCCUGGUGCCCUUGUGCUUGUUUUUGGUAGGAUGCCUUUAUGUGUCAGUUUAUUGGAAAGUAGUUUUAGUACAACUUUCUUGUAGAAUCUUGACAAUUAACCUCAUUACCUAUUGUGGAUGUGUGUAUAAUUCAUCAGUCAAAAAAUUUACUAAAGAGCUUUCCAAAGUCUUUCUAGAGUCUUACAAAGAGUUGCAAUUUAUCCAAUCAAUCACAACUAUGGAAAGCCAGGAAUGUCAACAUCUGAAAUACAUAUUUGUUCAAAAUAUUUUCUAACUAUGAUGUAUUCAUACAUCCAUGGUUUUCUUGAAAAUUCAGUGUGCUUCUUUUAGAUUACAAAGGGCACUUUUUUAAUUUACUUGUAGAAGUUAUUAUGACAAUACUGGAUUUCCAUAGAAUUGCGAUUGAUCGGAUCAAUUGUAACUCUUUUAGCCCACCUGCCAAAAAUUACUACACUGUAUUCUGUUUAGAUUGGACCAUUAUGUGAAUUUCCAGGACUUUUUGUUUUGUUAUGUUUUCCAGCCAGUUCUCUUGGUGCAUUUUAGGGGUCACUCAAAUUAGCCCCAAGCCCCAUGUAAUUUUUCUUUGUUUUGUAUUAUGUUUAAAUUGGAAAAAAAGGUUGUCAGUACUUCACUUCUUAUGCAAUCCUGUGGUUAAAAUUUCAAUCUGUUAAUUUGUAUUUGGAUUAUAUUACUCUGUAUUAGGUUUGAAUGAAAUGAAGUACAGAAAUGAAUAAUUGAAUCAUGUGUAUAUAUAUAUAUAUAUAUAUAUAUAUGUAUAUAUAUAUAUAUAUUGCUUUAACUAUGGGGUGCUCAUGUGGUCUUCAGUAUGUACAUGUACAUAUAGUCUUUCACAGGAGUGGUCACUGAGAUUAAAUUGGUUUCAGCUAAGUAUUCAAAGCAUUACGUGAUGAUUUCUUACACAGUAAGCUUUGUUUACUGGGCUCUUUUCUCCUGCCUUUGAACUUGAUGAAAAUAACAGUAUUAAUGUUAUCUUUUGGUAUUAUGUGAGUGACAAAUGUGAUGAUAUAAUUGAUGAUCUACUUUUAUGUUGAUAGAGACUUGUGUUAAUUUUUGGCUAUACCCAUAGUUAAAACCAUAUAGAACAUGGUUUUAGUUCAACACAAGUUCAGAAUAUGGGCCAACUGAAUCGAUUUACUUUAAUUACAAUGAUAUGGAAAGAAAUUGAAGAACAUAUGGACUUCUCACUAAAAAUUAUUAACUAUGAACUUGCCUGCCAAUAUCGUUAAAGAACUUAAUUACAGUUCAAAGUCAAGUUUACCAGUUAUUUUUGAUAAUGGACAGUACUUUUUUCUGGGAAAUUAUGAUUAUUUUUAUAUAACUUUAUAUGAAUAUAAUUUUUUUUAAAUCUAUGACUGAAUGUAUUCCAGAAUUUAAUAUGUUAUCUUUUAUAGGUGUCUGAGGGUAUUUGAAAAUGAAUACAAAUUAAUUUGAAAAAGUG
Molecule: messenger RNA, 3869 nt
Organism: Lytechinus pictus (painted urchin)
Lineage: Eukaryota; Metazoa; Echinodermata; Echinoidea; Temnopleuroida; Toxopneustidae
Product: guanidinobutyrase-like
Exons: 7
Coding region: 159-1235 (358 amino acids)
Molecular function (GO): metal ion binding; agmatinase activity
Source: RefSeq, a predicted model, not a curated record